AUGGCGACUGUUACUGCGACGUCUACGACUACCGAACACACGAUUCUCGCUGCUGCACCGCCUGCGCAUAAGGAGCCUUUGAAGCUCAGCGGAGUGCUGGAGAAGGAGAAGUGGUCUGAUGUCACGCCGGUGAUUGGAAGAGAGUUUCCCGAAGUCAACCUCAAGGAAUGGCUCGAAGCUCCCAACUCCGAUGAGUUGUUGCGGGAUUUGGCUAUUACCAUCUCCCGCCGCGGCGUCGUCUUCUUCCGCAAACAAGACGACCUCACCAACGACCACAUGAAAACGCUGGCCCAACGCCUCGGCGAACUGAGCGGCAAGCCGGCCGACUCGAAGCUGCACAUCCACCCCGUCAGCAACGCCGGGCGCAAGCUGGGCGGCUCCGACAACGAAAUCUCCGUCAUUUCGUCGGAGCAGGUCAAGCAGAUUUACGCGGAUCGCUUUCAGUACAAUCAGACGCAGACGCUGAAGAAUGCGUGGCAUUCGGAUAUCACGUUUGAGCCCGUGCCGAGUGAUUAUGCCAUGUUGCGGUUGACGGAGUUGCCGGAGACGGGUGGGGAUACGUUGUGGGCCUCCGGCUACGAAGUCUUCGACCGCAUCUCCCCCGCCUACCAGCGAUUCCUCGAAGGCUUGACAGCCACCUAUGCCCAACCAGUCUUCAACCAAAGCGCUGCAGCCAACGGCUUCGAAAUCUACAGCGCCGAGCGCGGCUCGCCUUACAACGUCGGCACCGACCUAACCGCCAUCCACCCCGUCGUCCGCACCAACCCGGUGACAGGCUGGAAGUCCGUCUUCGCCGUCGGCCACCACUGCAAGCGCAUCAACGAAGUGACGGAGGCAGAGAGCCAGCACUUGCUCGACUGGUUUCUGCAGCUUGUUACCGAGAACCACGAUUUGCAGGUGCGGCAUCGCUGGCAGAAUGUGAAUGACUUGGCCAUUUGGGAUAAUCGGAGUAUGUACCAUGCUGCGACGUUUGAUUAUGCGGAGUCCCGGACUGGGCAGCGGGCGGUGAGUUUGGGGGAGAGGCCGUACUUUGAUCCCAGGAGUACGUCGAGGCGGGAGGGGUUGAGGGCUGAGGGGGCCAAGGCGUGA
Messenger RNA from Neohortaea acidophila, 1089 nucleotides. RefSeq names its product putative TfdA family taurine dioxygenase. The coding region runs from base 1 to 1089 and encodes 362 amino acids. Lineage: Eukaryota; Fungi; Ascomycota; Dothideomycetes; Mycosphaerellales; Teratosphaeriaceae. The record is from RefSeq and is a predicted model, not a curated record. Gene Ontology annotation, molecular function: 2-oxoglutarate-dependent dioxygenase activity. Gene Ontology annotation, cellular component: cytoplasm. The transcript is spliced from 4 exons.